Messenger RNA from Dermacentor albipictus, 3211 nucleotides. Its product is annotated as PC4 and SFRS1-interacting protein-like. Lineage: Eukaryota; Metazoa; Arthropoda; Arachnida; Ixodida; Ixodidae. The record is from RefSeq and is a predicted model, not a curated record.
AAUUUUGUUUGCGGCGUGCCAGUCAAGGUUGUAUUUUCGAAUUUAAAUUAUGUGCCACCGGCUUUUUGUCGCCUCCCCCCCUCCCCUUUCAAGCAAUUGUCAGUUGCACGGUUGCUCGCCAGUUUUUAGCGGGCUUAGGCCUACGAGUCGUCGCUGUUGCCGAAAGCCGCGCACUACGCGCACUCUCGGUUCUGGUAGUGCCGCGCUGUGUAGUUACAUACUUGUGCGAAGCACGAGCCCUGAGUAGCGACUAGUCUUUACGCAAGAUUGUUAUUGAUCGUUCUUGAGGACACGCUCGUCGAGGCGGUGAGACGUUCCUUUGCCGCAAUGUCUGCGAAACAGUCGUUCAACGUUGGAGAUCGCGUGUUUGCCAAGGUGCGCGGGUACCCGCCGUGGCCUGCUAGGGUUGAAGAUUGUAUCGGAGAUAAAUCAAAGCCCAAGAGCCAGAAGUACUCGGUACUCUUCUAUGGCACAUAUGAAACGGCAACUCUGGCACCGAAAGACUUGUUUUCCUACAAGGAUUUCAAGGACAAGUACGGCCAACAACAGAAAAGGAAGUUUUUCAAUGAGGGCCUCUGGGAAAUAGAGAACAAUCCCAAUGUUACACCACCUGGAUUAGGGGGCUCUGGCAGCAAAGCUUCUGGGAAAAAGGAGGCCAAGGAGGCAUCACCACCGCAAAGUGAGGAGGAAGAAGAGAAGGAGGAGUCUGAAUUGGUCAUUGACGAAAAGCCAUCAAAAAAUAAGCCUGAGCCACAGCCUGUAAAGAAAAGGGGAACCAAAAGAGCAUCAAAGGAUUCCACAGACGACCAGAACGCUGGAGAAGAAGAAACACCCAAGAGACGGGCCUCUCGGUCUAAGGAUUCUGCAGCCAAGGCUACCCCAAGCCGCAGUCGCAGUGGCCGCAAGAUAAAGCGCAAGAAAUUCAGCUCUGAAAGUGAAGGGGAGGAGGGUGCUGAGCCCACUGAUGCCAUGGAAGAGGACAACCACAAGGAGGCCAGUGAAGAGGAAACCCCACUGCCGCCUGAAGAGGGUGAUGAAGAGCCACCAGCUCCAGCAUCACCAUCACCCCCACCGCCAGCCAAGGAAGAGGCCCCUGCUCCCAAAGAGACCUCGCACCGUGGGAAAAAAGGGAGACACCACCACAAGGAGAAAAACGAGGAGCCCACUGCCGAAGUGGCAGCGCCGCCCGAACCUGAGCCACAGGAGGAGAAGAUGGACGAAGUUGAAGACCAGUUCGUUGAAGCUCCCAGUACAAAGCCACCGAAGAAGUCUAGCCGGCGACGGGACAAACACGCAAGCAAUGAAUUAGCUGCCACCAAAGAAAACACUGACCAAACUAAAGAAAACGACAUUACUGCUGAGCCUUCGGUUCCCACAGAAGCCAAUGAAGUUGAGAAGGAAGAGGAAGACGAAGCUCCGGCAGUAGCUCCAGCAGAGCCACCCAGUAGCCCAUCUCCAAAGAAGAGAUACCGAUCAAAGUCAUGGUGGGAAUCGAGAACCAAGAGGAGGCGAAGAGACUCUGAUACAAAAAGCAGCUCAGAUUCUGAGACUGAGGACGGCUCUGCAGCUCCUGUGCGACUGUCUCCGCCAAAGAAGCGCCGUGGCACUAAGGGUUCAGCAGAGAAGCACCCGCAGCAGGUCCCCAUAGUGGUGCUUCGUGAUGUAUCUGAGAUGAUGGGCACAAGUCGAGGAACUUCCUUCACUGUGGAACAAAGCAAUGGAGUGGUGACGUCUGUCACACAGCAGGAUGGUCUCAAGGAAGCAACUACAGCUUUUGAAAAGUUGCAGAAGAAAAUAAGUAGCAACCCGUUAGAACAUUAUGAGCGAAAGUUGAGGCGCUAUGAAGAAAAUGGGAUUCGGACUUCAAAGAAGAGUGAAGAGUUCAACAGGUUCCUAAAAGUCCUCAACGAGUACAUCCAAGAGCACCAGAAACGAGAUGAGCAACUCAUGGCAAUCAUUACGCGCGUCUGCAACCUGUUCAAGAUCUGAAAACCGGUGUUUCCAUUCGUCACCUUUCUCACCAUCUCGCCAUCUCCUCACCUACUUUCACCACACGCUUGUUCUUUUUUCUCUCUACUUCACCAGACAGACCUCUAUUUUGUUCCCCUUUCAGACAUUACAUUUCUCACAGUAUUGAACCGCUUACAGUUUGAUCAACAAUAGAAUAAGUGUAUUCGACUUUAUGGCAUCCGAUGUGUUAUGCUAAGGCAGGUCCUAGAUGGCUCCUUCCGCAUACAUUCCCAUCAUUUUCUCAGUGUUUGCUGUUUUGUCGUUCUCCCUUUAUAGCUGCAAAGCUACCUUGGCUUGUUUUCGUCCUAUUCUUUGUGUUCUUUUCACUGAAAUCUUUUGUCAUCUUAGGCACUGCAAUGUAGCUGCGAAUACUCAUUUAUUCUUGGCCUUGUGCCUGUUCUUGGAUCAGCUGAUCUUUCUGUUUGAUUUUGCUGCCACAUCUCACAUUUUUCUUGGGCAAGGAAAAAGAACUGCUGUUUUCAUAUUCACAUCACAGUGUUGCCCAUUAUCUUUUUUUUGUGUGUGGGGGGUAAUACCUGCAUGCUAGUAGUGUUGCAUUUGCUUUCUCACGCCCUCACUUUUAUGCCAUAUGAAAUGCAGCUCGUGCCCACUCAAUUCAUUUCUUCUCAUUUUAAUCAACAAAUCAAAUUACUUGGUGCCAUAGCAGCUGAGUUCAUUUGCAGUUCUAUUGUGAAUAGUUCGCUUUUCAUCAUUUUAAUACAGUUCCAUUGAGGCAUUAGCAUCAUUACUGUUUCGUUUUCAGUUGUGUGUUUUGUUAGUAAGCUAACUAUCAUGUUGCAGAAAGCACCUUUCGCGUGAAAUUCUUAUCACUUGAGUGGACCUAUUCAAGUUUGAACUGUAAAAGCUUGUUGCUUUGCGUUUUUUAAAUAUGUGUGAACUCGGAUUUAAACGACAUUUGCCAGAGAUAUGGCUUGUGGAAUUGUUUGAGAAUCCUUGCUUAGUGUACUUUGUGGAAUUUUGUAUUUUAUAAAUCCUGUUCUAGUUACAGAAAGUGAGGCUUGCUUUUGAGGUGCAGGUGCAUAAAUCUCUUCCCUCUUCCCAGAGCAUGGCGUCGAGAAAACUGGCAAAACAGAUGUCUUGUAUUUAUGUUGCCCUGCACAAUUCUCACAAUUUCAGCGCUUCCUUCUUUGUAUCAACAAUGUAUGUUCUCUGAAAUAAAAUGGUUCAUGAUAAGAAGGCA